This is a messenger RNA of Raphanus sativus (radish), 4349 nucleotides long. Its product is annotated as disease resistance protein RFL1-like. Lineage: Eukaryota; Viridiplantae; Streptophyta; Magnoliopsida; Brassicales; Brassicaceae. The record is from RefSeq and is a predicted model, not a curated record. Gene Ontology annotation, molecular function: ADP binding. The coding region runs from base 1514 to 4177 and encodes 887 amino acids. The transcript is spliced from 2 exons.
UUAGUAAGCAGAGUAUCCCUUCUUGAUUUGGAUGCUAUCUUCUUGUUUCAUACCCUUUGCGAUGUGCGAUCUGUGAUCACUGACCAGGAACGUUGUGUUGUUAUCUGAAAUGUAAAGCAUAAUAUUUCACAUGGUGUAGAGGGGUUGAAGCCAAUCAUGUGCUGUUUCUGUAUAUGAGAAGUGUAGACGUUUCUUCUCAUCAGAUGAAUUUUGAAUCAGCUUAUGCCCUGACAGUGUAUUUCAGCUUUUUGUUAUGCUAGUUUUUGUCUCGGCUUCCUGGUUCUUGGCUUUGGAGUUGGUUUUUGUUAUGAUAGUAGUUCUGUUAUAUACAUAUCGUAAGAGAUAACCGAAAUUUUGAUCUGAAGCAAGUUUGAAAUUCUGAUUUGAUAAAAGUAUACUCCUCGUGUUCUUGUGUUACUUAUUGAAUUGUGUGAAAAAACUCAAAUCUCUCAAUUUUAAUGUUCCAGUUAAAAAAACAGAGCCAUACUUGUCUAGUCUUGAAAACAAUUGAAAACAAGAUUUGGUUAAGCACACUCUGACUAAGGGUAAUAUACAUAGCCCGGGUUAUACCCGUUGAAAUAACUAAACAGAGUUUCUUAUCCUUUGUAUCUCACACUAACAGUUUGUUUCUUAUUUCACUGUGUUAUAUAGCUCAUCAUGCCCUCCUGCCCAGGUGAGUAACAUCUCGUGAAGCAAGCCAGUUUCCUGAAAUGGCUACUGUUUGUGUGUGCUAUCCCUAUAUGGGAUUUGUUUUAUUUUAGUUAUAUAGUGUGAAUUGCUUUUUUUUUUCCUAAUGGUCACUGAUGCAAUAUCCUUUUGUUUUUGUUGAUUUGUGUUUUGGAGUGUUCAUUGUAAUGUGUUUCGAUCUUGAAAGCUUUUCUACUCUUUUUCUUCUUCUUCGUGAGGAUUACUUAAGCUUGGGAAUUUGGUUGGAUCAAACCUCGUCUGGCAAGUAUUUACAUAGUUGUUACUUAUUCGAAUUAGCUUAUGAUGAGAGCUUGUUUCUCUGACGAAUGGGUUAUGAGACAAGGGAAGUUUUAUUUUCAUCCAAGAUGGAUUCGUCUGAUCACGCGUUUGCAUGUAUGGGCAAAAGCACACCUUUCACAUGGAUGCUGGUUUCAUGGAAGAUCUUGCCUCCUGAAUCCAUCUCUCCGUGAACUCUGAAUUGGUUUUCACUUUGAGCUAUCCACGUUUAAUGCAUUUGGAGGUUUUGAUUCGUGAAGUUGAGUGGGCACAUUGUGUCAAAUAUGUGAAACGUAGAAUAACGGAAAAGUAUAGUAUAUGGGUUGUUUCCAGAAACGUGUACUAAAGUGGGGACCAUUUCAGGAGGAGGCUUUUCGAUAUCUUGAUAUAAAUUUAGCAUCUUUGGACUCGUGCACUUGCAAAGCUCUUCUCUUCAUAUGCUCAAACUAUUCAAAAAUCUUAUAUUCAUAUCUUUUCCUCUCUUCCUUUUUCUGAUAUUUGCUCAGCUUCUUGUUGUCGUGAGCAGUGAGUCUCUCUCUAUUGUGCAGCCAUGGGAGGAUGUCUCUCUGUCUCGAUGUCAUGUGACCAAAUGGUGAAUCAAGUCUCCAAAUGGUUAUGCCUCAAGGGAAGUUAUAUUCACAACCUCGCUGAGAAUCUAGUGUCUCUCGAGAAAGCCAUGGGAGAGCUCAAGGCAAAGCGAGAUGAUGUCCAAGGAAGGAUACAAAGAGAAGAAUUCACUGGGCAUCGUCAAAGGCUUGCUCAAGUCCAGGUAUGGCUUACGAGGAUCCUUGACAUCGAAAACCAAUAUAAUGACCUUCUUAGUACUAGUAAGAUCGAGCUUGAGAGGCUGUGUAUGUGUGGAUUUUGCUCUAAAAAUUUGAAACUAAGCUAUCUUUACGGGAAAAGGGUUAUCUUAGUAUUGAGGGAGGUUGAGCGUCUUAUUUCUCAAGGAGAAUUUGAUGUGGUGACUGAGGCAACUCCUAUACCUGAGGUUGAAGAGUUGCCUACUCAUCCCACAAUUGUUGGUCAGGAAACAACACUCGAAAGAGUGUGGAACCGUCUGCUGAAAGAUACAGUAGGGAUUGUGGGUCUGCACGGUAUGGGUGGUGUAGGCAAAACCACCCUUCUCACGCAGAUCAACAACAAGUUUUCCAAAACAGGCGAAGGGUUUGAUAUUGUGAUAUGGGUUGAAGUCUCUAGAAAUGCUUCAGUCCGUAAGAUUCAAGAGAGCAUUGCUGAAAAACUAGGCCUUGUGGGGAAAGAGUGGGAUGAGAAAAACGAAAAAGAGAGAGCUCUUGACAUCCACAACGUUCUCAGGAGGAAGAAGUUUGUGCUGUUGUUGGAUGAUAUAUGGGAGAAAGUAAACUUAUAUGCGGUUGGAGUACCGUAUCCGAGCAUGGAAAACGGAUGCAAAGUAGUAUUCACCACCCGGUCUCAUGACGUAUGUGGGCGUAUGGGAGUUAAUGACCCAAUCGAAGUCGCUUGUCUGGACCCUGACAAAGCCUGGGACUUGUUCAAAAAGAAAGUCGGAGAAAACACACUGGAAAGCCACACAGAAAUUCCCAAACUCGCAAGACAAGUCGCUGACAGAUGCCGUGGCCUACCAUUAGCACUCAAUGUCAUAGGCGAAACUAUGGCUUGCAAGAACACAGUACAAGAGUGGCAUCUAGCACUUGACGAUUUGAAUUCAUCUGCUCAAGAGUUCUCAGGCAUGGAAGAUGAGAUUCUUCCCAUUUUGAAGUAUAGCUAUGAUAAUUUAAAGGGUGAGCAAGCGAAAUCAUGUUUCCUCUAUUGCUCUCUGUUAACACGUCGUUUUAAAAAAGAGACAUUGAUAGAGUACUGGAUAUGUGAAGGAUUCAUAGAUGAAAAGGAAGGUAGAGAGAGGGCGUUAAAACUGGGUUAUGCGAUACUCGGGACUCUUGUCCGUGCAAGUUUGUUGGAGGAAGACGAGUAUGCACCAUAUUUGAGACUUCAUGAUGUAGUACGGGAUAUGGGAGUAUGGAUAGCAUCUGAUCUAGGGAAGCACAAAGAAAGAUGUAUUGUGCAAACUGACAUUGGGUUACGUGAGAUGCCUAAAGUAAAGAAGUGGAAAGAUGUGAGAAAGAUGUCGUUGAUGGGUACUAGUAUUGAGAAGAUAUCGGAGAGUCCCAACUGUCCUGAACUCACAACUCUCCUCCUAGAGUGGAACACACGCUUAACAACAAUCUGUGGUGAUUUUUUUUGGUCUAUGCCUAGGCUACUCGUUUUGGAUUUAUCAUGGUGUGGCUAUUUAAAUGGAUUGCCAGAGCAGAUAUCAAGAUUGUCUUCUCUGCGAUGUCUUGACUUGUCAGAGACGCAGAUAAAUCGACUACCUGAUGGAUUCCAAGAGUUGAAAAUGCUAAUACAUCUGAAUUUGGAGCACACCAAGGUUGUGAGUUGUGAUGGGAUAUCGAAUUUGUCGAGAUUGAGAACAUUGAAACUACUAGGAUCCGAAGUGUGGCUAGAUAUGAGCCUAAUGAAGGAGCUGCAGCUCUUAGAGCAUCUGGAGUAUGUAAGCAUAAAUAUGUUUUCUAGUUUGGUUGGGAAGCUAUUGUUAUAUGAUCCCAGAGUAGGGAGUUGUAUUCAACAGAUUAAUACUGUGGACCGUCCAGAAGAAGAAUCAGUGGAAGUAUUCGUUUUGCCAGCUAUGGAUACUCUCCGACGAAUCAAUAUAUGGAAUUGUGGAGGGAGGGAGAUAGAGGUAGUAGAGAAGACACCACUGAACAAAAGUCCUACAAGUCCUCUGUGCUUCUCAAAUCUCUCGCAUGUGCAGAUAGGAGAGUGUGAUGGUCUCAAAGAUUUGACGUGGCUGCUGUUCGCGCCAAACCUUACUUCCCUUUAUGUGUUACAGUCAAAACAACUAGAGGAGAUAAUAAGCAAAGACAAAGCUGCGAGUGUUUUGGAGAAGAAGGAUACUCUUGUUCCUUUCAAUAAUCUAACGGACCUUCAUUUGGCUGAUUUGCCCGAGCUGAAGAGCAUCUUCUGGAGUGCUCUGCCUUUUCCACGUCUGAAAUCUUUUGGCGUCUUCGAGUGCUUGAAGCUGAGAAAGCUUCCAUUAGAUUCAAAAAGCAUCUUAAAGGUUGAAGAAUUUGAAUUUUAUUGCAAAGAAGAAGAGUGGAUGCAAGGUAUUGAAUGGAAGGACGAAGCCACGCGAAACCGUUUCUUACCUUCAUUUAAGCGGCAUCCAAAUCGUUAAACUUAUCUGUGGAGGAGAGUAAGUUUGAAGUUGUUGAAAUGAUUCAUAACUUUGCAUUAUUCUUUUGAAGUUAUUGUAGAUCCUUUAAAUCUCAGUAUAGUUGCAUUGGAUACUCUUUCUGUUGCCUCUGCUAUAUAUGCCUUACCUACUCCACAACUUCGCAAAGCAAACA